This is a messenger RNA of Penicillium antarcticum, 1611 nucleotides long. RefSeq lists its product as uncharacterized. NCBI's taxonomy places the organism in Eukaryota, Fungi, Ascomycota, Eurotiomycetes, Eurotiales, Aspergillaceae. Bases 1 to 1611 code for a protein of 536 amino acids. The transcript is spliced from 3 exons. The record is from RefSeq and is a predicted model, not a curated record.
AUGGCGCUCUUUCUGUGUACCUUCGCACUGCUUUCACUGGCCUCUGCCACUUCUCCAGUCGUUAAGCUGGGGUAUGCUAACUAUGAGGGCCGUUCACUCUCUACAGGUGUUUCCCAAUGGCUCGGUAUACGUUUUGCUGCUCCUCCCGUGGGGGAGAGACGGUUUGCGGCGCCACAUGACCCCUUGUCUGUAGCUGGGGUUCAGCAGGCGACUGAGCAUGGAAGUCUAUGUAUUCCUACCGCAUCAAGUGAAGGAUCAACAGUCCCCAAAGGAACCUCGGAGGACUGCCUCUUCCUCGAUGUCUACGCACCUACAGGAGCAGUUGGAUCUAAGAAACUGCCUGUCUACUUUUUUAUUCAAGGCGGCGGCUUUGCCCAGAACUCAAAUCCCAAUUACAACGGGACUGGUCUGAUCGAGGCAUCUGGAAACGACAUUGUGGUGGUGACAUUUAACUACCGUGUUGGUCCCUAUGGCUUCCUUGCUGGAGAAGAAGUUAAAUCAGGUGCAAGCCUGAACAAUGGACUCAAAGAUCAGCGGAAGGCCCUGCAGUGGGUUCACAAGCAUAUUAGCAAGUUUGGUGGUGAUCCCAAUCACGUUGUCAUUGGCGGUGAUAGUGCAGGUGCUGCCUCAGUCACUCUCAUGCUAUCAGCGUAUGGCGGCAGAAACGAGGGUCUUUUUGUUGCAGCAGCAGCCGAAUCACAAAGCUUUGCCACGAUGCUGAAUGUCACAGAAAGUCAAUUCGCAUACCACGAGCUUGCAAAUGCGACUGGGUGUAGCAGCAGCAAGGAUACCCUGGCGUGUCUGCGAGACCUUGACGUUAGUGCUUUACAAAAGAAAAACGUCAAUAGGCCCUAUCCCGGAGCACCAGGCAACCCGUUAUACCUAUACGGUCCCACAAUCGAUGGAGACCUGGUACCAGACCACACAUAUAGCCUAUUCCACGAAGGCAAAUUCAUCAAAGUACCCGUGAUAUUCGGCGACGACACGAACGAAGGCACAAACUUCGUGCCUAGAAGCACCUCGAGUGUGGCCGAAGCUGAUGCGUUCAUCAAGAACCAGUUCCCAUACAUGACAAAAGCCCAGUUAUCCAAGAUCAACAGCAUCUAUCUCACGGAGAACCAAACAGAAGUGUUUCCAAACGCUGGAGACCACUGGCGCCCAGCCAGCACAGCCUACGGCGAAAUAAGAUACAUCUGCCCAGGAAUCGACAUGUCAACCGUCUACGCAGCAGCCGGAGUCCCAAGCUGGAACUACCACUAUGCAGUAACAGACACAGAGCACGAAAACUCGGGAGUAGGUACACCACACACGAUUGAAGUGAACGCCAUCUGGGGCCCUGAUUAUACCGGCGGCGGUGCACCUGCCUCCUACACUACCUCCAAUGCAGCCAUCGUGCCAUUGAUGCAGGCUUACUGGACGAGCUUUAUCAGGUCUCUGGAUCCGAACAGGCAUCGACUUAAGUCAAGUCCUGAAUGGCAGACCUGGGAGCAAGAUGGUGGGCAUCAGCGUAUCUUUAUUCGGACGAACGAGACUAGGAUGGAGACUGUGCCUUUGGAUCAGAGGGCGAGGUGUGAUUAUUUGAUUGGCAUUGGGGUUGAUUUGCACCAGUAG